Messenger RNA from Alosa sapidissima (American shad), 1721 nucleotides. RefSeq names its product reticulon 4 receptor-like 2b (gene rtn4rl2b). Gene Ontology annotation, molecular function: protein binding. Bases 96 to 1523 code for a protein of 475 amino acids. Gene Ontology annotation, cellular component: plasma membrane. The transcript is spliced from 3 exons. The record is from RefSeq and is a predicted model, not a curated record. NCBI's taxonomy places the organism in Eukaryota, Metazoa, Chordata, Actinopteri, Clupeiformes, Clupeidae.
CGUGCGCUCCAGAUCUACAGUAACCGUCAGCAGAGAUAGCAGACAGCAGGCACGUCCUUGCGCUCAGGCUAACUCGCUCUCGGUUUCGGUUCGGAAUGGACUCUCGCUCGGGCAUCCGUAGAUCCAAGACGCUCAACUUUAAGAGUGCUCUGACGCUGUGGCUAGUGUUGUGGUUGGUGAUGUGUCGGUGUGCACCGGGGGAAGCAUGUCCAAAGCUGUGUGUGUGCUACCCGUCGCCCAUGACGGUCAGCUGCCAAUCACAGAACUUCACAUCGGUCCCCAUCGGUGUUCCGUACGACUCUCAGCGCGUCUUUCUGCAGAACAACCACAUCACAGAGCUCCGCGCUGACUCCUUUGGCUUUGAGACACAGGUGCUGUGGCUCUACUCCAAUAAUAUCACGUGGAUCGAGGGAGGUGCGUUCAGCUCGCUGCGCGUGCUUGAGGAGCUGGACUUGGGCGACAACCCGGGGCUGCAGCAUCUGGACGGCGGCGCGUUCCGAGGCCUGGAGCGUCUGCAGAGCCUGCACAUGCACCGCUGCCGACUGGCCACGCUCCCCGCUGACCUCUUCCUCAAGCUCUACAGCCUGCAGUUCCUCUACCUGCAGGAGAACCUGCUGACGCACCUGGCCGACGGCCUCUUCUCCGACCUGGUCAACUUGACCCACCUGUUCCUGCACGGCAACCGCAUCCGCGUGCUGGGUGAAAACGCCUUCCGCGGCCUGGUCAACCUGGACCGGCUGCUCGUCCACGACAACAAGGUCCGGCAGGUGCAUCGGCGGGCAUUCCGCGACCUGGGCCGCCUGACCAUCCUGUACCUGUUCAACAACUCGCUGGCCGAGCUGCCGGGCCAGGCGCUGAAGGACGCGGGCUCGCUCCAGUUCCUGCGGCUCAACGCCAACCCCUGGGCCUGCGGCUGCGAGGCGCGCGCCCUCUGGGACUGGUUCCGUCAGGCGCGCAUCUCCAGCUCCGACCUGAUGUGCAGCAGCCCCGCCCAGCGCCGCGGCCAGGACCUGCGCUUCCUGCGCGAGAUGGACUUCGCCCUGUGCCCGCUCCCCGACCCAGGCUCCCUGGCCGGCACCACCACCACCACCUUCAGCACCAAGACCCGCUGGUGGUUCUCCAAGCACAAGCCCGCCAAGACCGCCGGCAAGAGCGCCACCGCUACCGCGUCCGGCAAGGCCAUGCUGCAGAAGAGCACCGAGAAGAGUGUCCGCCCGUUCCCCUUCAACUCCGUCAAGCCCCACAACCCCUCAUCUUCCUCCUCCUCCUCCUCCUCCUCGUCUCCACAGUACUCUCUGUCCCCAGAGGAGGUGGCCUUGCCCAAGCUGGAGCCGGAGGAAUACUGGGCCAACUACGGCAGCGAAGACGCCGCCUCCAUCCGCUGCUUCGAGACGGACUGCUACGACAACCCCACUCUGUCCUCCUCGUCCUCCGCCCCCUCCCCUGCUCUCUCCCCCCGCUCUCUUCUCCUCUCCUCCAUCUCCUGUGCUCUGGUGCUCACGCUGCACCUCCUCUUCGGCUGAAGGGGGCGCUCUCGUCCAUCUCUUUGGUCCCUGGGUCUCUUUGGCCUUCCCCUUGGGGGCUCUGCCUCCUGCCUACGCUUGGCCUCUGGGCUUUAGAAGGCUGCUGUGUUGUUAACAGAUGCAUGUGCAUUCAGUAAUACUCAGUAACAUGCACAGACACACACGCAUUGAUAUACACAUACAGAUAAACAUGCACAC